This is a messenger RNA of Gopherus evgoodei (Goodes thornscrub tortoise), 983 nucleotides long. RefSeq lists its product as uncharacterized. Bases 1 to 699 code for a protein of 232 amino acids. Lineage: Eukaryota; Metazoa; Chordata; Testudines; Testudinidae. The record is from RefSeq and is a predicted model, not a curated record. The transcript has 10 exons.
AUGUUGCAAAGACGCUGCUGCCUUCAUCGGGAACGGGAGCUGAGCAGCUGUUGCUUCCCCAGCGGGGUCUUUGGGAGGGGGAGCCCGGCAUUAACUCCUCCAGGCCCGGCCUGGGGGGUCUGCUCUGGCUGCAGUGGAGCCAGCUCAGCCAAGAAGCCAGAAGGCAGCAAAGCAGUUGGUCGGUCCCUCCAGAAGAAGACGGAGGAGAAGCGAGGGGAGAAACGGAAAGCAGCUGAGCUGGAUGACAACAGAAAGAAGGAGGCACCACACAAGCAUCUGAUCACUCUGGGAAAAGGGAGAGAAGCAGCCAAAGCGGAGGAGGAGCGGCAAAACGAGGAGCUGCUGGGUGCUGGGAGCACUGGGGUCAGCAGAGAGGAUGGGAUGUUUCGGAAGCCACAGUCGUCAUUUGCGGAGCUGGAGAAGAGAUUCAGCGAUUUCUCUCUGAAAAGUGCCAUGCUCCAGGAGGUGCUGCUCGGAUUCAAAGCCAUCCCAAUGAUGAUUCAUUUCUGGGAAACAUCCUCAGCAGAAUUAUUUGAAGGUGUUGCAUCGGAGAGUAAAGGCACAGAGGCAGUGGCUUGUGGGAACGAGGGGGCCAGUGACCUUCGAGGAGGUGGCUGUGUAUUUCACCAGGGAAGAGUGGGCUCUGCUGGACCCCUGUCAAAGAGCCCUCUGCAGAGAUGUCAUGCAGGAGAACUAUGAGACUGUGACCUCGCUGGAGGUUCAAGUUUAGCCACCACCCACCUAGUGCAAAGGCAUGCAGCAGAACUGGCCAACCGGUACUCAGUAUUUAUGCUUGUGGCAGUGAUGGAAUAAACUGUUGGCUUAAGUCGUCUCUGGAGUAUGUCCACAGCUGGGAUGGGUCAUUCAGUCCCUUGUACAGAGCUUCAGUCUGUAGCAAAGUUCAUCCGGAGGUAAGAAGCAGGAUUGAAGACAAAAUGGAGGUGUUUCCAGGGCCUUUUAUAACUUUUGCCAUGUGGAGGGCA